Molecule: messenger RNA, 240 nt
Organism: Iphiclides podalirius (scarce swallowtail)
Lineage: Eukaryota; Metazoa; Arthropoda; Insecta; Lepidoptera; Papilionidae
Source: the annotation of a GenBank genome assembly
AUGCACCGAGUAGUAUUACACAUCUAUGGGCAAGAAGGUAUCCGUUUAUGUAUAUCCGAAAAGAUUAAUAGAUACCUUUCUAUAAAUGUGUCGCCAUCAGAUCCAUUGCCCAAAACUAUCUGCAAUAACUGUUUGGAACGUCUUGAAAAUCAACACAGGCCGCUGCACAAGUUCGACAAUCUUACGAAGAGGUUUCGCACCAUGAAUUGGCCCGUACGCAGCCCGGAUCUUAAUCCACAU